AUGGUUUCUAGCCUGCUUCCAAACCCCACCUCGGCUGAGUGCUGGGCAGCACUUCUACAUGAUCACAUGACUCUUGAUAUGGACGCGGUCCUGUCAGACUUUGUUAGGUCCACAGGGGCAGAACCUGGUCUGGCCAGAGACCUGCUGGAAGGCAAAAAUUGGGACCUGACAGCUGCUCUGAGUGACUAUGAGCAGCUCCGACAGGUGCACACCACCAACCUGCCACAUGUGUUCAAUGAGGGAAGGUGUCCCAAACAGCUGGAGCGGAACCCACCACCACCCGGGCACAAAGUGGAGCGACCUUGCCCCCAGAGACAGGACGACAUUGCCCAAGAAAAGCGACUUUCCCGGGGCAUCUCCCAUGCCAGUUCAGCCAUUGUCUCACUGGCCCGGUCCCACGUAGCAAGCGAAUGCAACAACGAACAGUUCCCUCUGGAGAUGCCAAUCUACACAUUCCAGUUGCCGGAUCUGAGCGUGUACAGUGAAGACUUCAGGAGCUUCAUUGAGCGGGAUUUGAUUGAGCAGGCAACCAUGGUCGCUUUGGAACAGGCAGGUCGCCUGAACUGGUGGUCUGCGGUGUGCACAAGCUGUAAACGGCUGCUUCCUUUGGCCACAACAGGGGAUGGAAACUGCCUGUUGCAUGCCGCCUCACUGGGGAUGUGGGGGUUUCAUGACCGGGACCUGGUCUUGCGGAAGGCCCUGUACACCAUGAUGAGGACGGGGGCGGAGAGGGAAGCUCUGAAGAGAAGAUGGCGUUGGCAGCAGACUCAGCAGAACAAAGAGGAAGAGUGGGAACGCGAGUGGACAGAGCUGCUGAAGUUGGCGUCCAGCAAGCCGCGCACGCACUGCGGCAGGAAUGGUGGUUCAGGCGGAGGCAUGGACAAUUCAGAAGACCCUGUCUACGAAAGUCUAGAAGAAUUCCACGUUUUCGUUCUGGCCCAUAUAUUAAGAAGACCGAUUGUUGUCGUAGCAGACACAAUGCUAAGAGAUUCAGGAGGAGAAGCUUUCGCCCCGAUCCCAUUUGGAGGGGUCUACUUGCCCUUGGAGGUUCCUCCCAACAGGUGCCACUGCUCUCCCCUGGUUCUAGCCUAUGAUCAAGCCCACUUCUCUGCCCUGGUGUCCAUGGAGCAGAGAGAUCAACAAAGAGAACAAGCUGUAAUCCCUUUGACAGACUCGGAGCACAAGCUGCUGCCUCUGCACUUUGCAGUGGAUCCUGGGAAGGACUGGGAGUGGGGGAAGGAUGACAAUGACAACACUCGGCUGGCCCACCUGAUCCUAUCAUUGGAAGCCAAGCUGAAUCUUUUGCACAGCUACAUGAAUGUGACGUGGAUCCGGAUCCCCUCCGAGACCCGGGCCCCUCUAGCGCAGCCCGAGUCCCCGACAGCCUCAGCGGGCGAGGACGUGCAGUCCCUGGCUGACUCCCUGGACUCGGACCGCGAUUCGGUGUGCAGCAACUCCAACAGCAAUAAUGGCAAGACCGGCAAGGACAAAGAGAAAGAGAAGCAGCGCAAGGACAAGGACAAGAUACGUGCGGACUCCGUGGCCAACAAGCUGGGCAGCUUCAGCAAGACGCUGGGCAUCAAGCUGAAGAAAAACAUGGGUGGCCUGGGAGGACUGGUGCAUGGGAAGAUAGGCCGCGCCAACUCCACCAAUGGCAAGAGCAGUGACGCGCCCGAACGGGGCAAGGAGAAGAAGGCCAAGUCGCGAAAAGGCAGCAAGGAGGAGUCGGGCGUGUCGGCGAACACGUCGCCAUUGGAAAAGGCCACGCCAUCCGCCACGGACAAGGUGGCUGGCGGGCCAUCAGCGGACAAGGGCGGCGGGCAGCGUGGGGACGCCUGGAAGUACAGCACCGACGUGAAGCUGAGCCUCAGCAUCCUGCGCGCUGCCAUGCAGGGCGAGCGCAAGUUCAUCUUCGCCGGCCUGCUGCUCACCAGCCACCGGCACCAGUUCCACGAAGAAAUGAUCGGCUACUACCUGACGAGCGCGCAGGAGCGCUUCAGCGCCGAGCAGGAGCAGCGGCGCCUAAACACUGCCUCCAUUGCCAAGCGGCCGUCUCGCCGGGCCGAGGCCGAGGCCGGGGCGGGCCCCGAGUGCCCGUCGCCGGGCCCGCUGGCCGGGCCCCCUACGCAGUUGGUGCUCAAGCUCAAGGAGCGCCCCAGCCCCGGGCCCGCGGCUGGCGCGCGGGCGACUCGAGCCCCAGCGGCUGGGGGUGCGGGCUCCCCGGCCGGGGGUGCGCGGCGCGGGAUGGCGGGUGGGACCGGCCUGGGCCGCAGCCCCCCGGCGCCGGCGCGCCAGAGUAUUAUCCACGUGCAGGCGGCGGGCACGCGCGGCGAUGAGUCGUGCGCGCCGGCCGUGGGCGUUUUGCGCCCGUGCGCCACCUACCCGCAGCAGAACCGGUCACUGUCAUCGCAGAGUUACAGCCCAGCGCGCGCGGCCGCCCUGCGCACCGUCAACACGGUAGAGUCGCUGGCGCGCACCCUGCCCGGACCCCUGCCCAGCGCCGCGGCCGCGGGGGCCGAGCCCAAGUCGCAGACUUACACCAACGGCUUUGGCGCCACGCGCGAGGCCCUGGAGUUUGCUGACGCCGACCCCCCGGCCGCCUGGUCGAACGGUGAGGGCGGCGGGCCGGGCCUGGUGCAGCGGCGCUGCUUGCGGGAGAACUGCGCCUUCUAUGGGCGCGUUGAGACGGAGCAUUACUGCUCGUACUGCUACCGCGAGGAGCUGCGGCGGCGUCGGGAGGCGCGCGUGCCCCGGCCCUGA
Molecule: messenger RNA, 2760 nt
Organism: Chrysochloris asiatica (Cape golden mole)
Lineage: Eukaryota; Metazoa; Chordata; Mammalia; Afrosoricida; Chrysochloridae
Gene: OTUD7A
Product: OTU domain containing 7A
Exons: 11
Coding region: 1-2760 (919 amino acids)
Biological process (GO): protein K11-linked deubiquitination; protein K48-linked deubiquitination; protein K63-linked deubiquitination
Cellular component (GO): nucleus; cytoplasm
Molecular function (GO): DNA binding; K63-linked polyubiquitin modification-dependent protein binding; zinc ion binding
Source: RefSeq, a predicted model, not a curated record